Molecule: messenger RNA, 3204 nt
Organism: Rubroshorea leprosula
Lineage: Eukaryota; Viridiplantae; Streptophyta; Magnoliopsida; Malvales; Dipterocarpaceae
Source: the annotation of a GenBank genome assembly
UGGAAAAAAGGGCGAGAAAGAGAGAGAAAGAGAAGGAAAACGCAGGAAAAUUAAGUCUACAGAGAGAGAGAAAGAGGAGAAGAACAAAACCUAAAGGCAAGGGAACUGAAAAGGGAAAGUGGGUGUUGGAGUAUUGACCUCUGAAAGGAAAGUUUCUAGAGAAAAGGAGGGUGCUUGAGGAUAGUCACGGAGGCCGGGGGGGUUAAUAAAUGAUGAAUCCUUCUGGUCUUAUCAAUUUUAUGCCCAUACUUGAUUGGACGAAGAAGGAGGAGACCAACCCUUGAUUCUUGGAGUUGUUUUGAAUCUGUUGGUGUUGUUUUUCUUGAUGUUUUUUCAUAUUUAAGGGAGGAGGAGAAGCAGAGAUCGGUUGGAGGAAGCGGAGUUUUAGUUGAUUGUGGUUGUAAUGGAAACCCCACCAACAGAGGAGCUUCUGAAGAAGAUCCAAGCAUUGGAAGCGGAUCACGAGCAUCUCAAGCAGGAAAUGUCCAAGCUAAAGCAGUCUGGGGAUGGAAAACCGGAGCAGACCCGUCAAAGAUCUCACUCUAUAUCUCCACAGCGUCCUCGGUUCCCGGCGGCAGCUUGGAAGAAGGGGUCGGGGUCGGCUCGGCAUUCGUCGCCGUUGCAGAGGGAGAGUAAGAGCAGGGAGAGCGCGGAUAGCGGGGGAGGAGCUGUAAAAAGCGGGCCAUCGGCGGUGAAUUUCACUGAUAGACAGUAUUUGAAUAUUUUGCAGUCCAUGGGACAAUCUGUAUAUAUCUUUAACCUUGACGCCCGAAUAAUUUACUGGAACAGAACUGCUGAAAAAGUUUAUGGUUAUUCUGCGGCAGAAGCACUUGGCCAGGAUGUUGUUGAGCUCCUUACAGAUCCCAGGGACUAUAGAAUUGCUCAGGAUAUUGUGUGUCGUCUUAUCUCGGGAGAGAGCUGGACAGGGCAGUUUCCUGUCAAGACUAAGCAGGGGGAGAGCUUUCUAGCUGUUUUCACAAACACUCCUUUCUAUGAUGAUGAUGGUAAGUUGGUGGGAGUUAUUUGUCUAUCAACUGAUUCACAGCCCUUCCAAGAAAUGCAAGUUCCAUGUUGUGGUGAAGGGCAGUUGGAAGGAGAAUCAACCUUUAGCUGGAGCAGAAAUACAGUUACGUCUAAACUGGGUCUCGAUUCUCAGCAGCCUCUACAAGUAGCAAUUGCAUCCAAAAUUUCAAAUUUGGCAACCAAAGUGAGCAACAAAGUCAAGUCAAAAAUUAGGACAGGAGAGAAUAACAUGGAUCGAGAAGGUGGGAGUGGUGAUAGUCAUCAUUCUGAACAUGGAUUCUCAGAUGCUGCUCUUUCAGAUCAUAAAGAAGAUGCAAAUUCUAGCAGAGCCAGUACACCUAGAGGAGACAUACCUCCAUCUCCCUUUGGUGUGGUUUCUCAUGUUGAGGAGAAGUCCCCAGCAAAACCCUCUAGAGAUUCUGGUGAUGAGAGUGAGGGGAAAUCUGCUAUUCACAAGAUUACCUCAAAGGCAGAGCAGUGGAUGGGUAAAAAAGGUAUAACAUGGCCAUGGAAAGGGAAUGAGCGAGAAGGAUCUGAGCCAAGGAGUGGACGUUUUGCUUGGCCUUGGUUGAACAAGGAUCAAGAGAAUGAAACAGCUUAUCAAAAGAAUCCCUCUUUUGGAACAAAGCAUGAUUGCCAUGUCUAUGAAAAUAAUAGGCCUGUCCAUAAUGAGGCACCAGGGUCCUGGUCCUCUUCUGUUAAUGUUAACAGCACAAGUAGUGCCAGCAGUUGUGGAAGUACUGGCAGUAGUGCGGUAAAUAAAGUGGACAUGGACACUGAUUGUUUGGACUAUGAAAUCUUGUGGGAGGACUUGACUGUUGCAGAACAAAUUGGGCAAGGUUCUUGUGGAACUGUAUAUCAUGGUCUGUGGUAUGGAUCAGACGUUGCUAUCAAGGUGUUCUCCAAGCAGGAAUAUUCAGAUGACAUGAUGCAUUCUUUUAGACAGGAGGUAUCUCUGAUGAAAAAGCUUCGGCAUCCAAAUGUACUGCUAUUCAUGGGAGCUGUGACUUCUCCACAGCGUCUCUGCAUUGUUACAGAGUUCCUUCCACGUGGAAGUUUGUUUCGCUUACUACAGAGGAAUACAACCAAGGUAGAUUGGAGACGGCGGGCUAACUUGGCUUUAGAUAUAGCAAAGGGUAUGAAUUAUCUUCAUCAUUGCAACCCACCUAUUAUUCAUCGUGACUUGAAGUCUUCAAAUCUUCUAGUUGACAGGAAUUGGACCGUGAAGGUUGGAGAUUUUGGUCUGUCACGUCUCAAGCAUGAAACAUAUCUCACAACGAAGACAGGGAAAGGAACGCCACAAUGGAUGGCACCAGAAGUUCUUCGUAAUGAACCCUCAGAUGAGAAGUCUGAUGUGUAUAGUUUUGGAGUCAUAAUGUGGGAGAUCGCCACUGAGAAGAUCCCCUGGGAUAAUCUCAACUCAAUGCAGGUGAUUGGUGCUGUGGGGUUCAUGAACCAAAGAUUGGAGAUUCCAAAAGAAGCUGAUCCUCGGUGGGCUUCUAUAAUUGAAAGCUGCUGGCACAGUGACCCACAAUGCCGACCUACGUUCCAAGAACUACUUGAUAAACUUAGAGAUCUGCAAAGACAGUACAACAUUCAAUUUCAGCAGAGUCGAAUCGCAGCUGGAGACAACUCACAAAAGGAACCGUAGCUCAUAUCAUCUCCUCUACCUUCAUUCAUACCUUUGCAGCAUCAAGUUGGUGGAAGCAUGGGCAAAUUUUUGACAACCAUUCUUGCCCACAUUGCUUUUCAGCUCAUGGUCACCACAAAAUGGCAUUGGCAUUGGCAUUGGCAUUGGCAUUGGCGUUGGCAUCGGCGUCACAAGGGCAAAUGGAUGAGAAAAAAGGGCAAGGGAUGUAGUUGGCAUCAAUUCAUGUGAUGAUUGAUUGGUUGGGUGUGAGAUUUUUGUUUGUGAACUGAACCGACAUACCAUAUUAAAUCUUGGAAAAUCUGUCUGGUGCUUUGUGAUCGAGAGUCAUAUUCAUGCCACUCAAUUCCUGAUUUUCAAAUUUGAGCAUGGCAGCUCCACUAAGGUUGUACAGGAAAAACAAUUGUUAUUGGAGCAAAAUGAUAGUCACCAUCAAAAUGUUAUAUUGCGUUUGCUUUAAUUAAUUUGCUAUUCAAAUGCCUGAUGACUUGUACUUCAAUAUUAAACAUUGUUAAAAAAAUUAUUUUGUUGCU